Messenger RNA from Gossypium arboreum, 1518 nucleotides. RefSeq names its product protein PPLZ02-like. Gene Ontology annotation, biological process: regulation of DNA-templated transcription. The transcript has 2 exons. The record is from RefSeq and is a predicted model, not a curated record. Gene Ontology annotation, molecular function: DNA binding; DNA-binding transcription factor activity. Lineage: Eukaryota; Viridiplantae; Streptophyta; Magnoliopsida; Malvales; Malvaceae. The coding region runs from base 238 to 795 and encodes 185 amino acids.
CCAGGCAAAUGUAACUAAAUAGGUAGAUAAAAAAAAGAACAAAAGAUAGAAGACCCUUGAAACUCUGUGGGACCCACCAAUUUUUCAAAUUGCGUGACAGUGGAUUUCCCCAUGUCUGUCCUCUACAAAAAGGCCCCUCCCCUCCCCUCUCUCCCUAGCAUCAUCACUCUCACCCAUUAGCUCAUUCAGGCAUUUCCGCAAACACUUUCUCAAAAGAAACGUUUCUUUUACACUAACAUGGCUAGACCGCAACAACGAUAUCGAGGUGUCCGACAAAGGCAUUGGGGUUCUUGGGUUUCUGAAAUUCGCCAUCCUCUUUUGAAAACUAGAAUUUGGCUGGGAACAUUUGAAACGGCGGAAGACGCGGCUCGUGCCUAUGAUGAAGCUGCAAGGCUUAUGUGUGGACCUAGGACUAGAACUAACUUCCCUUACGAUCCCAAUGCACCUCAGUCAUCAUCAUCCAAGCUGCUCUCAGCAACUUUGACAGCUAAACUACAUAAAUGCUACUUGGCUUCACUUCAAAUGACCAAAAAACAAUCAGUGCAGGAGCCAAAACGUGAGCUACCGACUCCACAUAUCAUCACCAACAAUGGCAUUGCAGAUAGAGGUAGUGGGACGGGAGUUCGCCUGCUGGAGAAGAGACCAUUGCCAGUUCAAGAGACAGAGGCCAAUAGGGUUGUCAAGAAAGCUCAAGUAGAAAGAACCCAGCCGUUCAAGUCUCUUGAAGAGGAUCACAUUGAACAAAUGAUUGAGGAACUGCUUGACUAUGGCUCCAUUGAAAUAUGCAAUGUCUAGGCCAAACCUUUCUUCUCUUUUCUCCCUUUCACAGGUCAAUGAAAAGUUGGGUUGAGGUUGAUAAACUGUGUUGCCAAAGCAAACAUUGGCCUUAAGGAGUUAAGGCUGGCUUGGUUUUUUACAUUUUCCUCCAUGCCAAUGGCAUUGAUUCGCUAAUUUAACCCAUUCUUCGCAACCUUGAACCUUCCCACAUAUUAUUUUCCAAGUGUUGUAGAUCGUCUCUGUAGGUUCUAGUGUCUUACCUUGUGAUGGUGUACAUUAAGUUCCGUUAUGAUAUAUGUUACUAUGUUAUUAUCACCUGCUCUGUCUCUUACUAUUCAGUCAUGGAUUCGGAGGAUGAACCGUAGGAGUUUUCUCUUUUCAUUCUUCUCUCUUCUGCUAGCAAUGUUGCAAAGUCGUGUAUGAUAAAUUACUUUCAUUGCUUUAUUUUCACAAUUCAAAUGGACGUAGCUAUCUGCCAAGAUUAGGCAAGUCAUGCUAGUGUUUUUCAGAGCAACAAUAAAACCGUCAUCUUUUGUUUAUUUUCAAGGUUUCCACACCAAACGGUCGAGCUACACGCCCAUACCAAUAAACAAAAACGUUACUGUCAUAGGGUUUUCCGUGAUGGGCGGAUCUUCUUUUAGUGAUUUUUCUUCUUUCUUAAAACAUGUAAUUCACAAGGUUUUAGUAUAAUAUGAUAGAAACAUCUCUGCCUUUGUUUCUUGGCAAGAGUCUUUUGUAGUU